This is a messenger RNA of Symbiodinium sp. CCMP2456, 1836 nucleotides long. The record is from the annotation of a GenBank genome assembly. NCBI's taxonomy places the organism in Eukaryota, Dinophyceae, Suessiales, Symbiodiniaceae.
AUGGCCUCGUUCUGGGAAGUGGUUGGUGGAGCCGACAAAGGCGGUAUACUGGUGAGAGAAGGGCAAAGCUUGAAGUCCAGCGAACUUCCAGGGAGGUUGUCGACUGGAGCUGUCUUGGGAGAGCUCGAGCGCGCUGGAGAACGUCUCAGAUAUUGCCUUCUCAAAGGCACAGGCCCAGCUGAAGGCUGGAUCAGCCUUAAGGUUGCUGGAAAGGACCUAGUCCAGCCUGCAUCCACGUUGGGAGGGGUUCCAGCGAGCCCAGAACCUGCAGAAGAGGUGCGGCACCUUGUGCCUCCGAGCAAAGUGUUUCCCGCACCAACGAGUCGAUGUUUCGGAAAAGACGGGAAGAUGAAGAUGUUAUACUUGCAUGGAGGAGGUGUCAGCAAGACGGUCGCCCAGAUGCAGCUCAACAGCACCUUCAAAGAGAUGCCUUGCAAGAAGCAGCUUGAGUGGACGAUUUGGACUGGCCCACAUGCCGUACCACUCGGAUGGAAUGGCGACUUCUCUUUGAAGCCAUUUGGUCCGAAUUUCACAGUUUACUUCGAGCGCCUUCCCUAUGCAAAUUGUCAGCGGGAAACAUGGGAGGGCUUCGACAAGACGCUGAAGGAAUUCAAGACGUUCCUCCGAGAGAAUGGACCAUUUGACGGAGCGAUGGGCUUCGACAUGGGUGGCGAGUUCCUUGUGCACGUCGCCGGCUUGGCGACUGAGGGAGAUCCGGACCUGAAGGAGGCAUUCCGUUUCCUCAUGCUGUUUACCAGCACGGCGCCCAAGCACCUUUCACCCAUGGGCAAAGACCGCAUCAAGGCGCCUUUGCAAAUUCCAACGAUCUGUAGCUGGAGCAAUUCGGAUGAAAACCAUCCGUACAUGGAGUAUGAAGAGCUUCCAUUGUUCAUCCAUCCAAACUUCAGGGAAGUGAUCGUCCAUCAUGACGGGCACAAGCCACCGAUUUUGAAGAAAGAGCAGGCAGUUUUCUGGCGUUUCGCACGCUUCUUGGAUGCGAUGGAGAAGGGAAGAGAAUUUACCCCCUCGGACCACAGCGACAAUGCAGUGCGCUCCAAGCUUUGGCUGCCAGUGCAGCGAUCAGCUCCAAGCCAGCCGAAGGCAGAGAAGAGGCGAUUGUUAGUCGUGCCGGAUCCCGUGGGCGUGGGAGCCGACCUUCCAAAGGCCAUUGAAGCCCUACAAGCGAUGCAAGCCAGAGGCGAGCCUAUCGAAAGCCAGGGAGAGCCGUUUGUCAGCGGCGGCACGCCUCCCAAGCCCAUUCAGCGGCUGGAGCUCUUGGCGCAGGUGUGCCAAGCAUCGCCUGAGAUUUUUCAGCAGGCUGCAGCGGCUGCAGCAGACUCAUCAGGCAUUGACGUUCAAGGUGUAAGUUUCACUGACGAGCAAUCGCGCAUUCAAUGGCACUGCGACAGUGCCGACGUCCCUUCACGACAACUGCUGAGCAAGGAUAUCAUCGAUGACGAGAAGCGAGACUCUGAUGCGCAAGAAAUGGCUCGAAGAUUCUUGGAGGAUGCCAAGGCUGGGGACGCGCCGUUGGCUCUCGUGGGACUUGGCACCGGGGCCUUCAUCGCCUUUGCCGUCGCUCGAGAACUUGUCUCCAAGGGCAUCCGGCCCUUGGGACUUUGGUUGGUAAAUCCACCACUUCGCCUGCCAUGGUCAUGCACAAGCGAACCCUGCAUACUGAAGGACUGCCCGGUCCAUGUGCUCGUUGAUCGCGAUUCAACGUAUGGUCCGCCGUGGCGAUACGAGGUGUCCACCUGCGGCCCCUUCACCACUAGCCUUUUCGUCGACAUUGAUGAGAUGGUGAAGCGCAUCAUCUCUGAUGUACAGUCUUUAUAA